Molecule: messenger RNA, 294 nt
Organism: Knipowitschia caucasica
Lineage: Eukaryota; Metazoa; Chordata; Actinopteri; Gobiiformes; Gobiidae
Source: the annotation of a GenBank genome assembly
AUGCAAAGGGCCUCCUCAUUCAGCGUCCCAGGCAAGUGUAGCGUGGGUGGGAGAAGGAAAGGCACCUUGCAACAGCUGGUCCAAAUUAUCGGUGGGCUUGGGGGGGUGCAGUGGUGGGGAGGCGGAGGGGAGGCAUGGAGACUCCUGGCGCCAGGAACAGGCCAGCAGGUCAGGGAGGAUGACGAUUACCAAAAUACUAGCAGGCAGCCGUGGCCCGGAGGAGAGAGGGGGUGUUCCUGCGUCCCGGCGUCCGAGCUUCCCAGCGUCCCACGACAGGAUGGGCAAGAGAGCUGA